AUGGCCGAAAUGAAAAGGUUCAUCGCGAUGGGAUUUGUGGUUCAAUUGGAUAUCUCGGAAUACUGGACAACGUCGGUAGUGAAUUCCACACCGUUUUCCCCAUCAGUGAUGCCCAGGGACAGGUUUUGGCUUCUUAUGUGUUUCUUCCAUUUGGCAAACAACAACGGGCAGUUACGUCGAGGAAAUGCGGGUCAGAAUCCACUUUACAAACUUGGAUCCCUGUACAAGAACAUUGUUUGUUCAUUCGGGACUGUGUUUCGUCCACACCAACAUUUGUCUAUGGAUGAGGAGAUGGUACCGUGGCGAGGAAAUCUUUCUUUUCGUGUGCACAAUCCAGACAAACCCAAGAAGAAUGGGAUCAAGGCCUACAUGCUGUGUGAUGCAGUGACCGGGUAUUGUUUACGUUUCAAACUGUAUACUGGAAAAUCAGGCACACCUGAUUGUGCAAAUGGGUACCAUGACCGUAAAGUUGUUUACCUGUUAUCUACCAUCGAGGAAGCUGCAAAAGCCCCCUGUGGAAGAGUGGCACCACGAACAGGAACAACCAUCGAAAAUCCUGCUAUCGUUAAUGCGUUCAAGUAUAUGGGAGGCGUAGAUCGAUCUGAUCAAAUGGUUUCUGGUGAUGUAUUAUGA
Saccostrea cuccullata (small rock oyster) is the source of this 633-nucleotide messenger RNA. RefSeq lists its product as uncharacterized. Bases 1 to 633 code for a protein of 210 amino acids. NCBI's taxonomy places the organism in Eukaryota, Metazoa, Mollusca, Bivalvia, Ostreida, Ostreidae. The record is from RefSeq and is a predicted model, not a curated record. The transcript is spliced from 2 exons.